Branchiostoma belcheri (Belcher's lancelet) is the source of this 1430-nucleotide messenger RNA. RefSeq names its product glycerol-3-phosphate dehydrogenase [NAD(+)], cytoplasmic-like. The record is from RefSeq and is a predicted model, not a curated record. NCBI's taxonomy places the organism in Eukaryota, Metazoa, Chordata, Leptocardii, Amphioxiformes, Branchiostomatidae. The transcript has 9 exons. Gene Ontology annotation, cellular component: cytosol; glycerol-3-phosphate dehydrogenase (FAD) complex. Gene Ontology annotation, biological process: glycerol-3-phosphate catabolic process; carbohydrate metabolic process. Gene Ontology annotation, molecular function: protein homodimerization activity; NAD binding; glycerol-3-phosphate dehydrogenase [NAD(P)+] activity. Bases 181 to 1230 code for a protein of 349 amino acids.
UCUGUGACGUGUUUUCACCUUUAACCUUUUGGCUCGCCGGUUGAGUCGCUCUUCUGAGUUGUGGCGGAAUUUUCGUUUCUCUCAAGCUGUCCUAUUUCCUUUUCGAGACCAACCUCACCAAGGUUUAACCCGUCUUAAGAUUUCUGUUCUACACGACACCUCCCUGAGUGACUUUUAAGGAUGUCCGCACCGAAGAAAGUAGCGAUUAUUGGAUCUGGAAACUGGGGUUCUGCUAUUGGGAAGAUAAUCGGCAAGAAUGCAGCCAGACUGGACCAGUUUGAGACGCAGGUGAACAUGUGGGUGUUUGAGGAGAUGAUCGACGGCAGGAAACUGACAGAAAUCAUCAACACAGACCACGAGAACGUCAAGUACCUUCCUGGACACAAACUUCCCGAGAACAUUGUUGCGAUCCCUGAUGUAGUGGAGGCCUGUAUGUCUGCAGACAUCCAUGUGUGGGUCCUACCACAUCAGUUUGUCAGGGGGGUGUGUCAAAAACUGAAGGGAAACAUCAAACCUGAUGCCAUUGCUCUGUCUCUCAUCAAGGGCCUGGAUGAGAGUCAGGCUGGCGUGGACCUCAUCUCAAAUGUGAUUAACAAGGAGCUGGGGACGGAGGUCAACGUCCUGAUGGGAGCUAAUCUGGCUAAGGAAGUCGCUAACGGACACUUCUGUGAAACCACAAUAGGCUGCAGGAACGAAGUGAAUGGCCUGAUGUUGAAGGAGUUAGUCCAGGCAGAUUACUUCAGGGUGGUGGUCGUGGAGGACGCUACCACUGUGGAGAUCUGCGGGGCCCUCAAGAACAUCGUGGCGACAGGAGCAGGGUUUGUGGAUGGGCUGGGUAUGGGAGACAACACCAAGGCAGCGGUCAUCCGGCUGGGCCUCAUGGAGAUGGUCAAGUUCACCGAAACUUUCUACCAGGGCUCCCAGACGUCCACGUUCCUAGAGAGUUGUGGGAUUGCUGACCUGGUGACAACAUGUUAUGGAGGGAGGAACCGCAGGGUGGCUGAAGCCUUCGUAACCAGUGGAAAGACAAUAGAUGAGCUAGAGCAGGAGAUGUUGAAUGGACAGAAGAUCCAGGGACCCCCCACAGCUAAGGAGGUGUACCAUCUUCUUAAGGAAAAGAACUGUGAAGAUCAGUUUCCUCUGUUUGUGGCCAUUCACAAGAUCUGCUAUGAAGGGAUGCCCGUUAAAGACUUCAUCUCCUGCCUGAAGAACCAUCCUGAACACAUGUAAACAGGCACCAACUAUUGGACACAGUGGACGAGGUGCCCACAGCUUGUACAGGGUGUUUUUUUAGCACAACAACAAACAACAAGCAAAUAAACAACAACAACAAAGCGUGUUGAGAACAGCAAAUGCAAAAGUUAAACGAUGAACACACAUCGAUCUUUACCAACUGGUCGUUCCAUCUGUCUGGUCUUGAAGUGUAUUAA